CUCCGUUUCUGUACCGUGCAAAUCCCGACAUACCAGAGGACGCCGGAGCAACCUGCAACAAGUACUGGAUUUCAUUUAGGGUUGGUUCUCCUCUCAAUUAUUUCUUCUCUUUCUUUUGCUAUAGGGGCUGCGUCCCUUCGCACCUACUACUGCUGCAUCCCAACUCCUGCUGCGGACUUUGUUUUGGGGUCGGCAUGCGCCUGCGGUUUUAUGCUCGAUGAUCUUCGCCAGGUGCAGUCAGAUUUUGCAUCGGCCAAGAAGCUCAUACGAUCGCUCAAGCUGGUCCCUGGUGUGGAUGUCAAUAUCCUGUGCUGUGAGAAUUUUUGGGUCGAACCCAAGAAGCUUGUUGGGAGGCCGCUCAAAUUCCUCAAUUUAGUGGCUUAUGAGUCUCGGGUUUCUAGUGAGGUCUCGGGUUUCUUCUUUGUUCAGUCCCUUGCCAUGUUUCUCCUAUCAAAGUCGCUAUUAAAACCGUUUCUGUGGUUUUCCUGGUGAAGUUGCUGUCAAAGGGUGUUAUUAAAUUUGUUAGAUAUGGAAGAUGAGGAUAUAAACAAACUUCCAUCCAUGGUUGAUUCUGUUUCUGAAAGUGAAAAGAGCAAAAGCCAAUCUGGGUAUAGUAGCAUUGAUUCUCAACCUAACAAUUCUGAGCAUAAAGAAGACAUGCUGAGUGGGGAAAGUUUGGGAAAAGAUUAUGUUAACAAUCACUCACUGAUGGAAACUGAAGAUACUGUUAGCCUUCCUGUAUUAAUUAAUACUGGCUGUAAGCACGAGAACAAAGAAAACUUUAGUGAUUCAGGCAUUCAACCUGGUGAUAUUUUGGACGAAGACAAAAGGGAAAAUGAAAAACUGUGCCAGACUGAGAAUUUCAUUCAGCCUGACGGUGCCCAUUGCCCUACUGAAGCAAAACUUGACGAUGAUUUAGAAGAUGGUCAAUCUACCUUGCAGGUGAAUUUUGAGUUGACUGAAACUAUUAUGGUCUCUGGCGAACAGAAAUCUUCAAACUCAGGAGCAAAUGCUGAGAAUGGUAGCCAAGCUCCCAGGGAUGGAAGUUCCAACAGAAGCAAUAAUAGAAGUUCUCAAGGGGGUGCUAAAAGAGCUCGCGCCACUUUUGAUGAACAUCAACCUUCAGUGCAUGUUGUCUAUAAUUCCCUAACAAGAGCUAGUAAACAAAAACUUGAGGGACUGCUACAGCAAUGGUCAGAAUGGCAUGCUCAGCAUGUUUCUUUAUCCAAGGAUCCUAAUGAAGUGUUAGAAUGUGGUGAGGAGACAUUCUUUCCUGCUCUACAGAUUGGAAUGGAAAAGGCAUCUGCAGUGUCAUUUUGGAUGGAUAACCAGACAACAAAGGAGCAGAAUAAGUGUUUCACUCCUGUAGAUGGUAAUUCUGUGCCUUUGUAUGAUCGUGGAUAUGCUUUAGGUUUGACUUCAGCUGGUGGUUCAAGUAAUGUUGAGGGGGGUCCAGAGAUCAUUGAUGAUGCUCCCCGGUGUUUCAAUUGUGGUGCCUAUGAUCAUUCUUUGAGAGAAUGUCGAAGGCCCCGUGACAAUGCUGCUGUCAAUGUUGCUCGUAAGCAACACAAGUCUAAGAAGAACCAGAAUUCUGCUUCUCGGAACCCAACUCGAUAUUAUCAGAAUUCUUCUGCUGGAAAAUAUGAUGGUUUGAGGCCAGGUGCUCUUGAUGCUGAAACACGUCAACUCUUGGGCUUGGGGGAACUUGAUCCGCCACCUUGGCUUAACAGAAUGCGAGAAAUUGGAUACCCACCUGGAUAUUUAGAUGUGGAUGAGGAGGAUCAGCCGUCAGGCAUUACCAUAUAUGGUGAAGAAGAAAUCAGGGAACAGGAGGAUGGGGAAAUCACGGAGGCAGAUUAUUCAAAGUCAAAGAGAAAAAUGGCUGUUAAAUUUCCAGGAAUAAACGCACCCAUUCCAGAAAAUGCAGAUGAAAGGUUGUGGGCUGCUGGACCUUCAAGCUCAGAUACUUUCAGAAACCGGCCUCAGCACAGAUCAUCAAAUUAUAGUACAGAUUAUGUCAGCAGGGGAAAUUAUCGUGAGCGGAGGUCAUCUAUGGAUUUCCGAGAUGAUGGUCCUCCAGGGGACCCGGGAUAUGGCUCAUCUUCCUAUAGUUUUCAUCCAAGGUACAGUAAAUAUGAUGAUGAGUACAAUACAGGAAGCCCUACCUAUGGGAGGUCCCAAUCAGACAGAAGUUGGAGAAGUCCUCUGCACAAUGAAGGAUACUCGAACCCUGACUCCUAUGGUUCUUUUCACUAUGCACACUACUCACACGCAGAGAGGCUUCUUUCUCCUCAUGAUUAUGAUUCAGGCAGACCUACUCACCGGACUGAAAGCCUGAAUGACAGAGACCCAGAUCGUUAUCGAAUGAAGGAUAUAUCAGAAGGCCGUCACUAUCGCAAUUGGAGGUAAAAGUGGUAUUAAUGGUAGUUUGUGAGGGUACAUUUUCGUUAAGUUGAAGUUACCUCUAACCCUUGCCAAUUAGAAGUAGGGUCUGUACAGUUCUAGAGAAGUUGGCUGGUUUUAGACUUUAUCCAUUCCUGCUGGCCCUAAAUGAUAAUGUGAUGUUUUAUUGACCAAACAUUUUUGUCAUUAUGAAGGCUCGAAGCAUCCCCCCCCCCCCUUCCUUCUUUGCUCGUCUUUUUUCUUGACAGCUUGCUUAUAAUCUUGGGCUGUUGCGAGUCCGCGAGUCCGUCACAAAUUUGACAUUAGAAAGCAAUUUAGUGCGUGAAACCAAACACGCUAUUAAUAUUAGUAUUUAAUACUUUCUUAUAGUUCUUGGUGUAAGACAUUCAGAUAUAAAAGGUCGUGAUAUUUGAAAUGUUUGUCGCUUGUCAUUUGAUAUUAUGUGAUGUUUUGGAAUUUGGUUAA
Messenger RNA from Neltuma alba, 2868 nucleotides. RefSeq lists its product as uncharacterized. Gene Ontology annotation, molecular function: RNA binding; zinc ion binding. Lineage: Eukaryota; Viridiplantae; Streptophyta; Magnoliopsida; Fabales; Fabaceae. The record is from RefSeq and is a predicted model, not a curated record. Gene Ontology annotation, biological process: RNA processing. The transcript is spliced from 9 exons. Gene Ontology annotation, cellular component: catalytic step 2 spliceosome. The coding region runs from base 529 to 2409 and encodes 626 amino acids.